Linum trigynum is the source of this 1353-nucleotide messenger RNA. NCBI's taxonomy places the organism in Eukaryota, Viridiplantae, Streptophyta, Magnoliopsida, Malpighiales, Linaceae. The record is from the annotation of a GenBank genome assembly.
UUGUAACAGUGCUUCAUAGAAUUGGAAGAAAGGUUUGGUACAAAGCUUGAAUUGUUGAAACAAUUUAUUUGGUUUGCGAUUUGACAUUUUAGUCCCAUAGAUAGACUCUCUAAAAUUACAUUCUUCUCAUAUGCUCACAACCUAUUCCCUCUUUAUAGCAUGAUAGAGAAUGAAAAGCAGUGGCUUUACUUGUUGUCAAUGAUUUGAUCUCCAUCGUGAAAUGUGUCACCACAAUGGAGAUGCAAGUUCUGUGGGAAGGAGGAGAAACCAAGAGUUUCAAGUCGAGCAGAGGACUCAGACAGGGAUGUCCCCUUUCCCAUAUCUUUUUACUCUUUGUGUUGAAAGGUUAGGGCAUUGUAUUCUAGAAGAAGUUAGUGAAAAUAGGUGGUGUCCGAUGAGGCUCUCCCCUGGAGGGCCUCCCCUCUCCCACUUAUUCUUCGUGAACGAUCUUGUCCUGUUUGUUGAGGCCUCCUUGAAGCAAGCAGAAGUCAUUAACACGUGUGUUGAUCGCUUCUGCAAUGCCUCUGGGGAGCUUGUAAGCAAGGAUAAGUAUAGAAUCCUCUUUUCUAAAAAUACUAGAGAUAGGGAUGGGAAGAACAUUUGCGAAAAACUUGGCAUUCAGUCGACCCUGGACCUAGGUAGAUACCUUGGUGUUCCUGUCAUCCAUGGUAGGAUUAUUAGAAAGACCUAUAGGUAUAUCAUUGAUAAGAUUGACCAGAAAAUCACCUCCUGGAAAGCUAGAACCCUCUCCUUAGCAGGAAGAGUAACACUAGCUCUCUCUGUGCUCAAUGCCAUUCCAACUUAUGUUAUGCAGACCAUGAUGCUCAAUGCCAUCAUUGAUAAGAUUGACCAGAAAAUCACCUCCUGGAAAGCUAGAACCCUCUCCUUAGCAGGAAGAGUAACACUAGCUCUCUCUGUGCUCAAUGCCAUUCCAACUUGUGAUUUGAUUGAUAAAAAGAUAAGAUGGUUUGUCUGGGGAUCUAAUGAGGAAAAGAAAAAUUCCAUCUGGUCUCUUGGGAGAAGGUUUGCAGACCUAAAAACCAAGGGGGGCUAGGACUUAGAACUGCUAGAAGUUUGUACAUGGCUUUCAUGAUCAAGCCUUGCCUGGAAAAUUCUGAACUAUAGCUCUGAUCUUUAGGUGCAGGUUAUGGAGAGUGGAACUGGCAGAAGCUCCAGGACUUUCUUCCUCCCAGUAUCAUCUCUCUGAUUGCUGGCAUAGAACCCCCAAAAACCAAUAUGAGAGAUGACAAAUGCAUCUGGGGGUUGGAAAGGGAUGAAAGUUUCAGGUUGAAAUAUGCUUACAAACUUGCAGCAGAUCAACUGGACUUAACAUAAGAAACAAUAUAGAAAAAC